Messenger RNA from Cherax quadricarinatus, 5519 nucleotides. Lineage: Eukaryota; Metazoa; Arthropoda; Malacostraca; Decapoda; Parastacidae. The record is from RefSeq and is a predicted model, not a curated record.
CCACCAUGGAGUCGCAGGCUCGGACUAGACUAGUUAGUGCGCGUUUAGUCAUGGUGGUGGGUGGACGUGGCGUCUCUUACUACUAGAGUUUUGCGAGUGAGGCUUGUCACAUAUGCACACCUAAAAGUGUGUUACAAGCAGUAAGAUAAUCUAACAGUUGGUCGGUGUGUUUACUAGUGUGAGCGAGAAGUUGCUGAUACAAGUGAUGUAUGUGCUUGAGUAAGGAGGCCAUUGUUGCGGUUAGUGUUACAUACCAGUGAGUGCAUACGAGUGGCUACAAGCACAGAUGCACUCUUCAACCCAGAGUGCCAUAAAUAGCGAGUGUGUGUUUUGAGUGCUGGACAAGGAAGGCGUACGUGCAUGAGUGUACGCGCGCGUACACCUGCCUGCUUCUGCCACUACCACAGUUUCUUCGUGCUGUCACACCUGCCUCAGCUCCCAUGGUGCUCAAUAGUGAGGAGGGCGGGGAGGGCACUGGAGAAGGUGGGGACGCAGCACCGCCCACACCUAGACACCACCACCACCACGCCAAACAUCUACUCAAGUAUGGCGAGCUGGUCAUCCUCGGCAAGAACUGUGAGGAAGCUGAGGCCUUGUAUAAUGGGUACCUGCCACCUUGUGACAAAGGGAGAAGACGUAGCAAGUUUGUGCUUCACCGGCGUCCAGGUGCAAAUGGUGUCAAACCUGCUAGACAUUAUGUUGUUCGAACACCUCAAAACACACAGGCUAUCCUAGAUGCUCAGCAACACAGUAUAUCAUACACACUUUCAAGGAACCAAGCAGUCAUUGUUGAGUAUCAACUUGACACUGAAACAGACAUGUUCCAAAUAGGACGCUCAUCUGAAACACCCAUAGACUUUGUUGUCAUGGAUACAAUACCUGGAGAUAAACAUGGAGAAAUGAAGGUGACGCAGAGUACAAUAAGUAGAUUUGCAUGUCGAAUAAUUGCUCACAGAACUACCCGCACCACUCAGGUUUAUGCUGCUGGCUUCGACUCCUCCAGAAAUAUUUUUCUUGGGGAAAAAGCAACAAAGUGGCAAAACAACGGGGAAAUUGAUGGCUUAACGACAAAUGGAGUCUUAAUUAUGCAUCCUCCGAGUCAGUUCUGUGGAGGAGAAGCAAAACCUGGUAUAUGGAGAGAAGUGUCAGUAGGGGGAGGUGUGUAUGCGUUGAGAGAAUCACGGUCUGCACCACAAAAAGGAAUAAAGAUUGAAGAGGAAACUAAUGUUCUUCAAGAUGGGACACUGAUAGACUUGUGUGGAGCAACUUUACUAUGGAGGUCGGCAGAGGGACUGGGCAGAUCUCCAUCGAAGCGACACCUUGAGCAGAUGGUGGAUGAAUUGAAUGCAGGUCGGCCACAGUGUCCUGUUGGUCUAAACACACUUGUGAUACCUCGAAAAGCCACUUUAACGGCCACAGAAAAGCAGCCUGUAGUGUACCUUAAUUGUGGCCACGUACAGGGGCUGCAUGAGUGGGGUCACGAGAAGGACUCCAACUCCCACACUUGUCCCAUGUGUCUUAAGGUUGGGCCAGUAGUUAAACUUUGUAUGGGCAAUGAGCCAGCAUUUUAUGUUGACAGUGGCCCCCCAACUUUCUGUUUCAAUCCAUGUGGACAUAUGGCAUCAGAAAAAACCGUCAGGUACUGGGCUGCGGUACCAAUACCACAUGGAACUAAUGGGUUCCAUGCAGCAUGUCCAUUUUGCGCCUCUCCACUUGAAGGUGAUCCAGGGUUUGUUCGACUCAUAUUUCAAGACAAUUGCGAUUAAUUCCCUCCCUUUAUACAUUGUAGUAUUAUGUAUAGACAACCUCUGGAAAUAUAUCUCCACCCUCGAGUUUAAUUUGCACUCAACGUAUUAUGUUAAUCAAGCCGGUUAAAAAGAGUGAAUCUUAAAUGCCACUUAAUAUCAUUAAAUCUGUGUUUUUAUGCAACUAGGACAUUGCUUGUUAAAUUUUUACAAAAUGAAAUUAAUAAUACAGCCCAGUUUAUUGGGUUGCACUAGCCCCUGGAAGAUGUGUGCAUUGGUUUUGAGUGAUUUUUGUGACUGCUAAAAUGAGCAAGGCCAGCACUCGUAACUAUGCAGACGAUACAAUGGACUUGAUGGCCACCCAGACACCUUACACGCUGCUUCUCACUCACUGGUCGAUGGAGUGCACUCGGAACUCUCUCCCACUCCAGGAGCACAGAGUAAAAACUAAUGCACUGGAUCGAUUUACUGAUAUCACAUUUAUAUUUUGAAGACGUCUGAUACAUUUAAAUACAUUAGAUAAAAUGGGUAAGUUGUAUCAUGGUACUAUUAGAAUGUGUGUUUAGUUCAUUGGUUGGGGCUAAGUGCCUUAUAAGUGCAGACAUUGUCUUGUGUAUAUCUCAUGGAGGUGAGAUGAAGCUUUAAACAUAAUAUCAUUGAGAAUAUAGUUACUUGGUUAAAAAAAAAAUCAUUAAAUAUAAGUAGGUGUCACUGGGUUCAUUAUCCUCACCUUGGGGGCAGCAUUGUAAUAAUAUCUACAAUUGGAAAAUUGCAUUUCGUGUACUGGAUUUGUCAAUUUUUAAAGGGAUAAGUAUAAGUAAACUUGACAGUCUUCAAUAGCAUAACUAAUUACAGCUGAUCUGAACUUGUACUGUGCCAUCUUUCACUUGGUGACUGUAUUUGAGAGUCAGAAACAUAUAGCAGACUGUGUGAGGUACAACAACACACUGUGAAAAUGAUGAUUGGAAAGUAUAAAUGAAGAGUUAUAUAUUUUCCUCUUGUGUAUGUGUAUGUAUGUAUAUAAAUGUAUGUGUAUAUUAAGUGUAUAUAUGCAUGUGAGCAUGUAUAUAUCGCUUGCUGCGUGGUGUGGGGAGGGGAUGUAAAGUGAAGGUAUGGGUGCCUUCUAUAUGCAACAACUAAGAAUACAAUACCUAUGGCCCAACUGGUGUCAAGGUUUUUGACAGUUGUAAAUCUCUGGUCGUGGUUACUCUGGUGCACAUUACAAUAAGGUUUUUACACAUCGAGGAAAGUUUAGGUUACACUUUAAGAAUCACUUUUUAGCUUUCAUUUUAUGGUGGAUCUUGAUAAAUGAGGUUUUACUGUAUAGUACAGUUAUUGUACUGUACAAACUGUGCAGUUUUCCAGGAGGGAAGUGAAACCAGGCAGUGAUUCUAUUUAAUGUUUUGUUCAUGACUGACUGCUUACUAAUAAAUAUUAUGUGAAUUUCUUGAGCCUGAAAGUAUUGGUAUUUGUUUAACAAAGUAUGGUAAUUAUAAUGAAAAUGUAAUCUGUGUAGAAUAUGUUGAGGUCUUUUAUUUAAACUGUGUAAUUCAGACAAAUACUUUUCAGUUAAAUAUAAUAUGUACAAAUAAAUAAAUGGGAUAUAAAUAAAGUGCUGAAAAAUAUUUAACCAAGCCAUGAUUUUCAGCAGUGGAUUCAGGUUGGACAAAUUUAAGUUUAGAAAGCAUAUGGGAGAGCACUAGUUUGGCUGGGUGGACCAAACUCCCAGGUGGGUGAGAGUUAUCUGCCUAGCAUAGGCCAGUAGGCCUGCAAGAAAGGACAUAUUUUAUUUGAUGACAAACUUUAAUGAAAUAAUUUUUCCAUAGAAAUGCGAGUAAAGUUUAAAAUUGAUGCAACGGAAUACUGUAUAGUCAAAAAUUAGUCUUUUUAGGGAUAAUUUACUGUGCUUGAAGAUUGGUACAUAAAUGGAAAUGGAGGAAACAACAAGGCUGACAAGAUGAAUUAGCAUGCAGUGCACAUCUUAUUCCAAUAAGUGGUAUGUAUUUAUCCUUAAUUAAAUACACUGGAACUGUAUAGUAAACCAAGUGUAGCAAUGUCUGAUGGUUCUGCCUUACUUUUUAUUGCCAUUUUGACUUAAGAUUCACAUAGUAAUUUGUAGGCAUCACUUCUCACCAGUGUUAUGCAUUAAAUACUUAUUGCAUUAAUAUACUUAUUCUAUAAAACAAGUUUUAGGCUGUUUACAUUGCCUUGAAAUGUCAAACUAGAAUAAAUUGCUCCACUAGAAAUAAACCAAGAGUUUAUUUUAUUGUAGUUAUGGAAUUUUCAACGCUAAGACGACGACAAUGUGUAUCUCAUAUUGUGAUCCCAAUAUUAUGAUACUUUAGUUCCAUAAAGGUAUACCACUGAUAUAGCAGCUUGAUGCCGUGAAGUAUUAUAUUACCUUCACAGGUCACCUUCACCCUUAAGGCAAGAUGCCUUGAUGCUGCUGAAGCACUCUUAAUGCUGUAAGUUAAAACUACCUUCCUAUUCUUCAUAUCAAACCUGAUUACUUCCCUUUUCCAAGGCACUGCAUAACCCGUAUGGGUUUAGCACUUCCACUUAAUUUAUGUGUACGGGCAGACCACUUGACGUUCAUUUAAAUAGCAAGUUUUUAAUAAAAUAUUUAUGCUAAAAAAGAUCUAUAUGUUGAGUGAAUUGUGUGUUUAUGCCCACAUUUGUAGAGUGCACUCAGGAAAUCCUUUUAGUAGUAAGUCAGUGUUAGUCUUGUAUCUGGAGUUUAUCUGGAGAGAGUUCCGGGGGUCAACGCCCCCGCGGCCCGGUCUGUGACCAGGCCUCCUUAGGUCAGUGUCCCAGGAUGCGACCCACACCAGUCGACUAACACCCAGGUACCCAUUUUACUGAUGGGGAACAUAGACAACAGGUGGAAAGAAACACGUCCAAUGUUUCUACUCUGGCUGGGAAUCGAACCCAGGCCCUCACCGUGUGAAGCGAGAGCGUUAACGGAAAGUUCACAGUUAUAUUUGAAGCGGUAAUAGCAGUUUAGGUAAGAGUUGGAAUACAUCAAGUGGUCAGAAAUAUUGCUAAUGGAAAUGUCUAUUGAUACUACUAUCACAUUAUUACAUAAAUGACCUUCAUAUUUUUAUUUAUACAUAAUUGAUUUUUGUUUUUAAGGUUGUGUAUUCCUGAUCAUUCCUGCUUAUGCUGUAUAAGAGUAACUUAAUGUCAGUGAGAGACUCUUGAUCCAAGACACUGAACUACUUGUUCUGGAGAUCAAAUCUGAUUUCCUUUCAUUCCCCAGGUGUUAUUACCCCUGUGGGUUUAGUGCCUACUCAUAAUGUAUGGAUGUAUACGUACAUGUAUGACUGUGUGCAUAUGGAUCUCAGUCUCAGAAUUGAAAACAGUUCACAGUUGCUUAAAAAUGGCCAUUUUCUCGAGUUUGAUAGUUGCCUUGUAUGAAAAUCAUAUAUAUGCACAUUGAAAUUAGUCUUUAAUGUAUUUUUUCAGAUUUAAAAAAAGAAAAAGAAAAAAGGCAUUUUAACUAUUAACCCUUAAAAUGUCACUUUUGUCGAUCCAUUAUUGGGGCCAGUGGCGCUUGUGUAGAUCUUUGUGAUUGGGGCCAGUGGCGCUUGUGUAGAUCUUUGUGAUACUCCUAGCACACUCAGAUAUGCUGUGACUGGUAAAUUUUGGCUUGGACAUGAAAGAAUGGGUCUGCACAAUGGGUGGGCAUAGUAUAAAAAAAAAAACCUAGCUACACAGUGCAUGAUAAGAACAGUUAACUUUUGAUCUUGUUUGGAUUAAAAUAGUGACUUUGAG